Helianthus annuus (common sunflower) is the source of this 1284-nucleotide messenger RNA. RefSeq lists its product as uncharacterized. The coding region runs from base 1 to 1284 and encodes 427 amino acids. The record is from RefSeq and is a predicted model, not a curated record. The transcript has a single exon. Lineage: Eukaryota; Viridiplantae; Streptophyta; Magnoliopsida; Asterales; Asteraceae.
AUGGGUUUAUGUGAGCAUCUCUUAAGGGGCGGGAAAUUUACUUAUUGUGUUGGGGAUAAAUUUAGUCGUAUUGAUCGCAUUUUUAUAUCUUCAAACAUUUUGUUGGAUUGGCCUAAUGCGGAAUAUCGUGUGUUACACCGGGAGUUAUCUGAUCAUGCUCCCUUGUUAUUUAAAGUAGUGACUCGGAAUUUUGGAUCGAAACCUUUUCGUUUUUACAAUUCUUGGUUAGCUCGGGAUGGUAUUGACGAGGUUGUGACUAAUGCGGUGGCGAGGGACGUUGGUAUGGUGUGCCAUCCAGAUCUGCGCCUUAUGAUCAAAUUGAGAAAUGUCAAAGUUGACCUAAAAAAGUGGAUUAAAGAUGUUAAGGAAAAAGAAACAGAGGAGGAAAAGAUAUUGAGAAAAGAAAACGAUGAGCUUCAAGUCUUGAUGGAAGAUAGAGAGUUAAAUGAGGAGGAAACUUGGGUUUAUGAAGAAGGGAACGUUAGAUUGCGAGAGCUGGAUUUAUGGAGGUCUCGUGAUUUAAAACAAAAAUCCCUGGUGAAGUGGGCUAAAGAAGGGGAUGAAAAUAUGGCGUUUUUUCAUGGUUGUAUUAGUAAUAGAAAAGCCUCUAAUGCUAUUCCAGGUCUGAUGGUGAAUGGGGUGUGGGAGACUCGGCCAACUGUUUUAAAAUGUGAAGUCUUUCGGUUUUUCAGAAAUAAGUUCGCUGAGGAGUUGAAGAUUCGGCCGGUUCUCAAUUGUUACGGGUUGAAGCAGUUAUCGCCGAACGAUGCGAAGGAGUUGGUGACGCCAUUUACAGAAGUAGAGAUCAAAGAUGCCACAUUCAGUUGUGGUAGCGAUAAAGCCCUGGGCCCAGACGGUUUUAACUUCCGCUUUAUUAAAAAAUAUUGGUCUCUUUUUGUGCAGGAUUUUAAUCUUAUCUUUCAAGAUUUUUAUUCAAACGCUUCCAUUAGGCGCGGCGUUGGAUCUUCUUUUAUUACAUUAAUCCCCAAAGUUCAAGACCCGGUGGCGUUGGGUGAGUAUAGGCCUACUAAUUUGAUAGGCGUGGUGAACAAGAUUAUUUCUAAAGUUCUCGCAUGUAGACUUAAAAAGGUUUUGAAUAAGUUGAUCAACGAAACUCAAACGGCUUUUAUUUCGGGUAGAUACAUCCUUGAUGGCCCUUUGGUAGUGAGUGAGGUGUCGGCUUGGGCUCGAAGCUGUAAAAAGCAUAUUUUUAUGUUUAAAAUAGACUUCGAGAAAGCUUAUGACAACAUUAAUUGGGGGUUUGUGUUGAUGGUUAUGAGAUAG